AGGGUGUGGGAGUGUACACACAUACAUACUUACAUACAUACCUUAGACUGAGUGGAGAAUAGCUGGGCUGGUUUCAGAGUGAUCCUCUCGCCUGCUGAUUAUACUUAGUCUAGUGGGAGCUCCCGCCGUGAACCGGGGCUUGGGACCUCAAUAAGCCGGGAGAAAUUGUUCGACUUCUACCAGCAAAUCCGUGCAUCUUCAGACUACGGUUUAAACGUGCAGUAUGAGCAACUGAUCCAGGAGCUUAUCAAAGACGGUAAGGUCCAGGACAUGGAGACGGGGAAACUGGAACAGACACUCAGGAGGACUGAGGCAAUGGCUGACGCGCGAUUGGCUGAAAUGGAAGAAGACGUGCAACAACAGGCAAUGAAACUUGAGCAGAAAAUCCGACGGGAGGAGCAGGCGAAACUCGAGGCAAAAGUGGCAGAAAUACAAAAACGACAUGAAAGUGAAGUAAUGGAUCUACAGGCAGUCAUUGACCGAAUGAAAAAGCUUAAUGAAGAGCUGUGGAAUUCCAAUUCCAAAGGGGACAUCUCUGCACUGAGAGAGCAGUUGGAUGAAUUAACCCGGGAGAAUGAGUAUUUGAGAAGUUCCCUACUUCAGAGCCAGACGGAGAUUUCCAUCCUUGAAGCUGGACUGGACAAAUGUAAAAAUGAGCUUGCUGAUCGUCUGCUUGAUCAGGAACGGACAAAGGAAACAAUCCAGAAACUAACUGAAGAGAAUGAAAUUUCCACAAAUCAGAUACAGAUGCUUCAAGAGGCCAACAAAGCUCUUUACGAUAGUAAUAAUGGAUUAAGAACUGCUUUGGAAAGGAAUCACAGCUCCAAUAAAAAUAAGUACUCUGUAAAUGGAUCUGUUCUGGAGAGAGGAAUGAAAUCAGAAAUACAAAAUGGAGUAGCUGACACUGGCUACAACAGUGUUUUGAACGGCAAUGAAGAAUCCAUGAUCUUAAAUAGUGAUGACUCCAGACAGAGGAUUUCUGAAGUGGCAAACUGGGCAGACCGAUACCUGGACAGCGGUGUCUCCACGUCUCAGGACAUGGUGGAUUAUUCCUCGGAUGAUUACAACAGUGAUGGAAGCAAUGAUUCUCAUGAAACGAUGCACUACAGUUACUCAUACGUGGCAUCAGAUGCUGAGAUGCCAGAGUUUAAAUCUGAGGUGGAUGGAUUGCCUGGAAUCCGGAAACCAUCACGGCCCGUCAGCCGUUCCAGCUCGAUAGCCUCUUCCAGGAGACGUCUGCCAGCAUUCACCUCCAAGAACACGGGUAAUGCAGUAGAGAACGCCAAACCAGAUGGCCCACUGUACAGACUUGUCCUUGCUGGGGAUGCUGGUUCAGGAAAAUCCAGUUUUUUAUUGCGUCUGUGUAUGAAUGAGUUCAAAGGGCAUAUUCCUACUACGUUAGGAGUUGAUUUUCAAAUGAAGAAGUUAUUGGUCGAUGGUGAAAGUGCCACAUUACAGAUUUGGGACACUGCUGGGCAGGAGAGGUUUCGCAGUAUUGCCAAAUCCUAUUUCCGAAAAGCACAUGGUGUGUUAUUAUUGUACGAUGUGACUUCAGAGAAUAGUUUUCUGAAUGUCCGAGAGUGGAUUGACGAAAUUAAGAGUUCUACUGACUUCCCAACGCCAAUUAUCUUAAUUGGAAAUAAAAUAGAUUUGAGAAAUGAAAUGUCUCCUACACAGCGUGGCACUGUGCUGACUGCCCAUGGAGAGAAACUAGCAAUGACUUACAAUGCAUUGUUUUGUGAAACAAGUGCUAAAGAUGGGACCAAUGUGGUGGAGGCUGUUCUGCAUUUGGCCAGAGAAGCCAAGAAGAAUGCAAAAAUCAGGGACAGUGUUCAACCGGUGACAAAGCUAAUAGCAGCAGAUGGGAAAAAGGCACUGAAGAACUGCUGCAAAACACAGAACUAGAAAUCCUUGGAUUGUCAUCUUUCGCUGACCUCCUAUUAAAGACACAGAUAAUUCAUGGGAUUUGUGUCUGCUCACAAUAAUGCUAUCACAUUUUUUCUUUAGCGAAAUUUUACUCUCAUUUGAGAGCGUCUGUUUAAUGGCCAAUAAAUGGCUAAUACUGUAUAUUUUUGAGGGUAUAUAGGUUGAAAUGUAUAUAUUCGAGCUGAGGAACAUGUUACCUAUUCUAUUUUGUGAUAGAUUUUACCUUGAUAUGAAAACGACACUUUAAAAAUGUGCAAGCAAUGUAAAAAAUAAACGUUUUGUAAAAUGAA
Messenger RNA from Rhincodon typus (whale shark), 2216 nucleotides. It is a transcript of the gene rasef2, whose product is annotated as ras and EF-hand domain-containing protein. NCBI's taxonomy places the organism in Eukaryota, Metazoa, Chordata, Chondrichthyes, Orectolobiformes, Rhincodontidae. The transcript is spliced from 17 exons. The record is from RefSeq and is a predicted model, not a curated record. Gene Ontology annotation, molecular function: GTP binding; GTPase activity. Bases 271 to 1905 code for a protein of 544 amino acids.